Molecule: messenger RNA, 1010 nt
Organism: Marchantia polymorpha subsp. ruderalis
Lineage: Eukaryota; Viridiplantae; Streptophyta; Marchantiopsida; Marchantiales; Marchantiaceae
Source: the annotation of a GenBank genome assembly
CAUUCGAAGAAUUGCUCCUGUGUCCGAUGAAAAGUCUCGUGCGAGUUGAUUAACAGAGCUGGGGAUGACUAACCUCAAGCAUACAUCUCGUCCGCACGUGAUGUCAAACUCUCACUCCAUGCAAAGUCCGAAGCUGAGAAAGUUACCGUCCAAGCUUAAUCCUCGUUCAGAUCAAGCAAUUCAUGUCCAGGUAACUGAAAGGAAAAGAGCAACUUCUAAACAACGCCACACAGGAUUGUAGGUAGCACAUUUGCACCAAUUGCACCUCACGUUCCUGAUUUUUUCCCAGUCUUUUCGGUCUUUUUCGGACGGAAGAUGAAUUCAGAGAUUGAGCUAUUCGGGAGGAGGAGCAUGGUUGAGUCCUACGAUCGUGGAGGAUGUUCUCGAGAACUCCAUCAGCAGCCCUCGUACUCUGCAUUUCGUAGGAGAGCAUUGAAACAAUCUGUUGGGACGCUCAAAGGAUAGACGAAAACUCGCGCAUUGAAUCUCAUCCGCCAAUUCGCAACCACGAACGCCAUCCCUGUACAGGAUACAUCGAUCUAUCUGGAUCGAAGUUGGCCUCUUUAUGGAGUUGUUCAGAGUACGAGUCAACAGACUGUUAGCUGAUGCUCAGAUGAUAGAUGCACUCCAGACUGAACGAAAUCGACGAACGAGUUGUUAAGAUAUGCAAUACUCGAGGAAGUCCACAACAGGUGCAGUUUCGUCGACAUUCAAAAUCCUUUCUUUUUCUUGCACUCUUAUCCCUGCAGCGAAACGACCCGACCAGCUACCGAGAACGAAAUUGUGGGAGACAUUGCAUCGACAAGUCUUCACGAGCACAUGGAACUACAGAAGGCUCUUCUAGCCACGUUGUAACAUGCUCGCGUAGAAGGUCACUGCUGCUAGUCGUCGUCAACGUUUUCCACGGAGAUCUCUCGGAGUUUCCAAUUUCUGCUGGAAAUCAAAUGCUUCAAGCGUAAAGAGGCGAGAGGGCAGUCACUCGAAGUUCCCUCUGUCGUACACAAGUCAUG